Molecule: messenger RNA, 1952 nt
Organism: Pezoporus occidentalis (night parrot)
Lineage: Eukaryota; Metazoa; Chordata; Aves; Psittaciformes; Psittacidae
Gene: G3BP2
Product: G3BP stress granule assembly factor 2
Exons: 12
Coding region: 239-1684 (481 amino acids)
Cellular component (GO): ribonucleoprotein complex; cytosol
Molecular function (GO): mRNA binding
Source: RefSeq, a predicted model, not a curated record
GCGCGCGUGCACGCACGCACAGGCACGCGCGCGCGGUAACCCCCCGCCGCCCCUCCCCCGCCCGGCCGUGACACCGCCGCACCCCGCUCGCCCCGUCCUACCGCCGCCGCGGGACGAGUUGAGGGACAGGGUCGCCGCGCCCGAUACCGAGCAGGUCCUGGGGGGAGACACACGUGCACGGCCCCGCGCACCGAGGCUUUUCUCUUUCCCUUAGCGUUUGACACUGUGUACCAAAGAAAUGGUGAUGGAGAAGCCAAGUCCCCUGCUCGUAGGGCGGGAGUUCGUGAGACAGUACUACACUCUGCUAAAUAAAGCUCCUGACUUCUUGCACAGGUUUUAUGGCAGGAAUUCUUCUUAUGUCCAUGGAGGACUGGAUGCCAGUGGGAAACCGCAAGAAGCAGUGUAUGGUCAAGCUGAGAUCCACAAGAAGGUGAUGUCAUUACAGUUCAGUGAAUGCCACACCAAGAUCCGUCAUGUGGAUGCUCAUGCUACUCUGAGUGAUGGAGUGGUUGUGCAAGUCAUGGGAGAGCUGUCGAACAAUGGGCAGCCCAUGAGGAAGUUCAUGCAGACUUUUGUGCUUGCUCCAGAAGGCUCUGUUCCAAACAAGUUCUAUGUCCAUAAUGAUAUCUUCAGAUAUGAAGAUGAAGUAUUUGGGGAUUCAGAAGGAGAACUUGACGAAGAGUCUGAGGAAGAGGUGGAAGAGGAGCAGGAGGAAAGACAACCAUCACCUGAACCUGUGCAAGAGAAUACAAGCAGUACUUACUAUGAAAACCAUGCUGUAACCAAUGGGAUAGAGGAGGCACUAGAAGAAUCCUCUCAUGAGCCUGAGCCAGAAUUGGAGUCUGAAACGAAAACUGAGGAGCCGAAAGGUGAAGCAGAAGAAAAGACCCUUGAGGAGCUAGAAGAGAAGUCUCCAUCUCCACCUCCCGUAGAACCUGUUUCACUCCCACAAGAGCCACCAAAGGCUUUCUCUUGGGCUUCAGUGACCAGUAAAAACCUGCCUCCUAGUGGUACUGUUUCUUCCUCUGGAAUUCCACCCCAUGUUAAAGCACCAGUCUCGCAGCCAAGAGUUGAAACAAAACCUGAAGCUCAGUCUCAGCCUCCUCGUGCCCGUGAACAGCGUCCCAGGGAAAGACCUGGUUUUCCACCCCGAGGACCUCGACCAGGGAGAGGGGACAUGGAACAGAGCGAGUCGGAUAAUCGUCGGAUCAUUCGCUAUCCAGACAGUCACCAGCUCUUUGUUGGGAACUUGCCACAUGAUAUCGAUGAGAGUGAACUGAAAGAGUUCUUCAUGAGCUUUGGAAAUGUGGUAGAACUUCGCAUCAAUACUAAAGGAGUGGGAGGAAAACUGCCCAAUUUUGGUUUUGUGGUAUUUGAUGAUUCUGAGCCGGUCCAGCGAAUUUUAGUUGCAAAACCUAUUAUGUUCCGGGGUGAGGUGCGCUUGAACGUAGAAGAGAAAAAAACAAGAGCUGCUCGUGAGCGAGAGACCCGAGGAGGCGAUGACCGUAGGGAUAUUCGGCGCAAUGAUAGAGGUCCUGGGGGCCCCCGUGGAAUAGUGGGUGGUGGCAUGAUGCGAGACCGUGAUGGAAGAGGACCCCCUCCGAGAGGCGGCAUGGUGCAGAAGCUCGGCUCUGGACGAGGCACAGGGCAAAUGGAAGGCCGCUUCACUGGACAGCGUCGCUGAGCCCUCCACUGUGGGCAGUCUGUCUUGGAAGUGGUACAUUAUCCAUCGUGUUUGCAUUCUUGUUAAUUUUUUUUUUUUUUUUGGCUUUGGAAUGUGACACAGCCCGUCUGGUCAUUUCUUUGAUGUGAAAGCAUCCUUUGGUUUCCAGUUUAAAUUGAGGUGGACGUUCUUUCCCCAGUUUCACAACAGGAGUCAUGCUGUUAAUUUAUAAAUGUAGACUUGGAGAAUUGAGGACUGGAAAAAAGAAAAAAAAAAAAAAGAAAAAGAC